UUGGUGGGCGCCUGCAAUAAUCUCCUUUCUUUUUUACUCUGCAGAAGAAACUAGUGACGAAAGGUGGCAAAAAAAAGAAGCAAGUCCUGAAGUUUACUCUGGACUGCACCCAUCCUGUUGAAGAUGGAAUCAUGGAUGCUGCUAACUUUGAACAGUUCUUGCAAGAACGAAUCAAAGUGAAUGGGAAAGCUGGGAAUCUUGGUGGAGGUGCAGUGACCAUUGAGAGAAGUAAGAGUAAAAUCACUGUAACUUCAGAGGUUCCAUUUUCAAAGAGAUACCUGAAGUAUCUGACUAAGAAAUAUCUGAAGAAAAACAACUUGCGUGACUGGCUGCGUGUAGUUGCCAAUAGCAAGGAAAGUUAUGAAUUGCGAUACUUCCAGAUCAACCAGGAUGAAGAGGAGGAAGAAGAGGAGGAUUAAAUGCAUGUGAAUCUGGAAAUAUUUUGUAUAUUAAAUUUCCUUGAAUAAAAAGAAAAAAAAA
Messenger RNA from Gavialis gangeticus (Gharial), 480 nucleotides. RefSeq names its product ribosomal protein L22 (gene RPL22). The transcript has 3 exons. NCBI's taxonomy places the organism in Eukaryota, Metazoa, Chordata, Crocodylia, Gavialidae. The record is from RefSeq and is a predicted model, not a curated record. Gene Ontology annotation, biological process: cytoplasmic translation. Gene Ontology annotation, cellular component: ribosome. Gene Ontology annotation, molecular function: structural constituent of ribosome; RNA binding. Bases 132 to 419 code for a protein of 95 amino acids.